Messenger RNA from Tetrahymena thermophila SB210, 594 nucleotides. RefSeq lists its product as hypothetical. Lineage: Eukaryota; Ciliophora; Oligohymenophorea; Hymenostomatida; Tetrahymenidae. The transcript is spliced from 4 exons. The record is from RefSeq and is a predicted model, not a curated record.
AUGAAUCCAGCAUCGAAAUCGCAAUUUACUCAUAAUACAAACUAAUAUUAACUAAAUCCAGGAAACAGCUAUGUUUAGAACUAAUACAGAGAAAUAAUAGAUGAUACUAAGAAAGAAUAAAGUUAAGGAGCAAAUUUAAAUAACGAAGCAACAUUAUAAAAUGAGGAUUUAAAUAGAAAGUAGCUGAAGGAAUUAUUUGAUGAAUUUAAAAACAAAGACAAUAAAUAACUACAUGUAAAAGAUUUUUAUGAUGAUCUUGAACGUUCUUCUGUUAGCAAAAAUUGUACAUUACUAAUGUAAAAGUUGAAAAAAAUUUUCUCUAAGAAUGAAAAUGCAUAAAUAGAUGAAAAUGAAUUUUAUAAACUCUUCGAAUUUGACUUUAUUUAAGAUUAAGAUAAUUUGAAUUUGAUAUUGGGAUUAAUAGAUGAUAUAGCAAACAAUAAUAAGGUACUCAGUAAAUAGGAGUUACUUUAGAUGAAUGAUAAUUAUAAUUUGGGUUUGCAACAAUAAGAUAUUGACUUAAUGCUUAAAUACGGUGGAUAAGGUGAUUCAAUUCAUAUUGAUGAUUUAAGGAGACUUUUAAGUGAAUAAUGA